Molecule: messenger RNA, 405 nt
Organism: Vicia faba (fava bean)
Lineage: Eukaryota; Viridiplantae; Streptophyta; Magnoliopsida; Fabales; Fabaceae
Source: the annotation of a GenBank genome assembly
AUGGGCUGGACAACAUUGCCGACAGUUGUAACGCGAGAGAAGGCCAGCGGUAGUGCAAUUGGGAUGGGUGACUACCUCUGUUUGCUUCGGCUUCCAACGAUGGUGGCUGCGGUCUUCGUCGGAGGAGUGAUCGAAAGCAUGAGGAGAUGGUCGUCGGCUAAUGGUGAUGUUGCAACUGCAUGGUCAACAUCAGUGAUGCGAGGGUCUAAAACGGAGGCAGUUGGAGAUUCCGGUGAGGACGCUGUUGGAAGCGAUAUCGCGGUCGGCGUUGUCUAUGAGGAUGGAUCCAAAUCCUCUUUUUGCUUCUGUGCUUUUUUCCAAUUUCUUCUAUUCUUCCCUCAAGCAAGAACUUAUGUUAACAACAAAAACAAACGAGUCAAUCCUGUUGUUAUUAAUUUAGAUUAA